AUGACAACUUAGAUAAAAAAACUAUCAAAAUUAGAUCAUACAGUACCAAUUUAUUCUCCUCGUACAACUUAUAAAUAGAUUUUACAUACUGAUGAAACAUUAUUGGCUGAUCUUACUCUUAAUUUUGAUCCAUUCACUAUUAAUGUUUUAAGAACAGAAUUUUUAAUGCGACAUGGAUCUAUGGAGGUGACAGAAUUCAUUUUAGUUGUCAAGGAACAUUUAUUAAGUUGGCAAUUAGAAAUCUCAAAUAGAGAUAUUAAGUUAAUUAGGUAUUUGAUAUUAUAAUAAGAUAACUUGUUAAUCUUUUUGAAGAGAUUGAUUUAAAUGGUAAUGGGAAUUUAGAAUGGGAAGAAUUCACAAACUACAUUAUUGAAAAAGCAACAGUGUUAAAUAAUAUUAAGUCUAAAUAAGAUGAAAUCAAACUAUACACAAAAUCUAAUAUGAAACCAUUCAAAAAAUUCACAUAAAUCAUUACUAGGGUAAUUUACAUAAAGGAAAUAGAUAAAAUAGCAUUUUUUGAGGAAGGAAGUGAUGAAAUUUAAUUUAUGACUCCUGAUGGUGGAUUUGGCUUAAAGCCAUUAAAAAUUGUACCUAUUAGUGACAAAGUUGUGACAACACAAGCAAAAAAAGAUAAAGAUAAACAAAAUGUAUAUAAACUUAAUUCAGAACUAGUUUGUUAUUGUUAAAAAAGAAGACACAAUAGAAAAAAAGACAUAAAUUUUGGCAAUGCUCUACAUUGAUGACCCUAAAUAUCAAAUAUUAUUGACUUCAACCCAUGAUGGCUAUGUAAGAGGGUGGAGAUAUUAAUCUUCAGGAUUUGUUUAGGCCAAUUAACCUGAUAAUGAUGAAGAAAUGAUAGAACAUCAUUUUAAUAAUGACAUAUAUAGUAUGACUUGGGAUGGGAUAAAUGAAAUUUUGUAUUGUGGUUAAAAAGAAGGCUAAAUUAAUAUAUGGAAUUUGAAAA
This is a messenger RNA of Paramecium pentaurelia, 964 nucleotides long. The record is from the annotation of a GenBank genome assembly. NCBI's taxonomy places the organism in Eukaryota, Ciliophora, Oligohymenophorea, Peniculida, Parameciidae.